Molecule: messenger RNA, 7447 nt
Organism: Dermacentor andersoni
Lineage: Eukaryota; Metazoa; Arthropoda; Arachnida; Ixodida; Ixodidae
Source: RefSeq, a predicted model, not a curated record
AUGAGCUAGCCACCUCGCGCAACGCUUCGUCGCAGCUGCGCGCCCGGCGAGCUGCGUUCGAGAGGAGCGAAGCCAUUUCCCGGGACGUGAGCGCUUUGAUUCCGUACGUCAACAGGGAGGCAGCGAACUUGCUCGAGUCGCGGCUGCCAUUUCAGCACUCUGUGCUUUGGCGGGAACAGGUCACGGAAUUGCAACUUCUGUUCGGGAACUGUUCUUCGAACCAUGGCGGCCGACGUCGCGGGUACCCGGCGAGCGACGAGCAAGGACAAGGUAACGAACCCAAUGUCGGGCCCUACUACCGACUCGGAGCGGCGAAAGCAGAUCAGCGUGCGAGGCAUCGCCCAGGUCGAAAAUGUUGCCAACGUGAAGAAGGCCUUCAACCGGCACGUCCACUACACGCUGGUCAAAGACCGCAAUGUGGCUACGCCUCGGGACUACUUCUUUGCCCUGGCCUACACCGUCAAGGACCACCUCGUCGGCCGAUGGAUCCGCACGCAACAGCAUUACUACGACAAGGACCCCAAGCGGGUGUACUACCUCUCUCUGGAGUACUACAUGGGCCGUUCUCUCACCAACACCAUGGUGAACCUCGGCAUCCAGAAUGCCUGCGAUGAGGCCCUAUACCAGAUGGGUCUGGACAUUGAGGAACUGGAGGAACUCGAGGAGGAUGCCGGUUUGGGCAAUGGCGGCCUGGGUCGGCUGGCGGCCUGCUUCCUCGAUUCCAUGGCCACACUAGGCCUGGCAGCCUAUGGAUAUGGCAUCCGCUACGAGUAUGGUAUCUUCACGCAAAAGAUCACCAAUGGCGAGCAGACUGAAGUGCCAGACGACUGGCUUCGCUUUGGCAACCCGUGGGAGAAGGCUCGCCCAGAGUACAUGAUUCCUGUCAACUUUUACGGCCGUGUGGAGAAGACCGACAAGGGCUUCAAAUGGGUCGACGCACAGGUUGUGUUUGCCAUGCCCUACGACAACCCCAUUCCCGGGUUCCGCAACAACGUUGUCAACACCAUGCGCCUGUGGUCAUGCAAGUCGCCCAUCAACUUCAACCUUCGCUUCUUCAACAACGGUGACUACAUUCAGGCUGUCCUCGACAGGAACCUUGCAGAGAACAUCUCCAGGGUGCUCUACCCCAAUGACAAUGUGUUCGAGGGCAAGGAGCUUCGUCUGAAGCAGGAGUACUUCAUGGUCGCGGCAACGCUGCAGGACAUCCUUCGCCGUUACAAAUCUUCCAAGUUUGGUCAGACAGAUGUGGUGCGCACCCACCUGGACCAGUUCCCGGAGAAGGUGGCCAUCCAACUCAACGACACACACCCGGCGCUCGCCAUUCCGGAGCUCAUGCGCAUCUUCAUAGACAUCGAAGGCCUCGAUUUCAACAAGGCUAUGGAACUGACGACAAAGACAUGUGCCUACACGAACCACACGGUGCUGCCAGAGGCCUUGGAGCGCUGGCCAUGCUCCAUGUUGCAGAACAUACUUCCGCGUCACCUGCAGAUCAUCUUUGAUAUCAACGCCCGUUUCCUUGACGACGUGAGCAAGAAAUACCCCGGGGACCACAACCGGUUGCGGCGUAUGUCGCUGGUCGAGGAAGAAGGUGAGAAGCGCAUCAACAUGGCUCACCUGGCCAUCGUGUGUUCUCACAAGAUCAACGGGGCGGCCUGCUUCCUCGAUUCCAUGGCCACACUAGGCCUGGCAGCCUACGGAUAUGGCAUCCGCUAUGAGUACGGUAUCUUCACCCAGGAGAUCACCAACGGCGAGCAGACUGAAAUUCCAGACGACUGGCUUCGCUUUGGCAACCCGUGGGAGAAGGCUCGCCCAGAGUACAUGAUUCCUGUCAACUUUUACGGCCGUGUGGAGAAGACCGACAAGGGCUUCAAAUGGGUCGACACACAGGUUGUGCUUGCCAUGCCCUACGACAACCCCGUUCCCGGGUUUGGCAACAAUGUUGUCAACACCAUGCGCCUAUGGUCAUGCAAGUCACCCAUCAAAUUCAACCUUCGCUUCUUCAACAACGGUGACUACAUUCAGGCUGUCCUCGACAGGAACAUUGCAGAGAACAUCUCCAGGGUGCUCUACCCCAAUGACACUGAAUUCGAGGGCAAGGAGCUUCGUCUGAAGCAGGAGUACUUCAUGGUCGCGGCGACACUGCAGGACAUCCUUCACCGUUACAAAUCUUCCAAGUUUGGCCAAAAAGAGGCAACGCUCACCCACCUGGACCAGUUCCCGGAGAAGGUGGCCAUCCAACUAAAUGACACGCACCCGGCGCUUGCCAUUCCGGAGCUGAUUCGCAUCUUCAUCGACAUCGAGGGCCUCACUUUCGACAAGGCUCUGGAACUGACGACUAAGACAUGUGCCUACACGAACCACACAGUGUUGCCAGAGGCCCUGGAGCGCUGGUCAUGCUCCAUGCUGCAGAACAUGCUUCCGCGCCACCUGCAGAUCAUUUUCGACAUCAACGCUCAUUUCCUUGGUGAGGUGAGCAAGAAAUACCCCGGGGACCACGACCGAAUGCAGCGUAUGUCGCUGGUCGAGGAACAAGGCGAGAAGCGCGUCAACAUGGCUCACCUGGCAAUUGUGGGCUCGCACAAGAUCAACGGUGUGGCACAGAUCCACUCCGAGAUUCUCAAGAAGGGCCUGUUCAAGGACUUCUACGAGAUGUACCCCGAGCGUUUCCUGAACAUGACCAAUGGCAUUACUCCCCGCCGGUGGCUCCUGCUCUGCAACCCUAGUCUGGCCGAUCUCAUUGCCGAUAAAAUUGGCGAUGGCUGGAUCGUGCACCUGGAGCAGCUGACCAAGCUGAAGCCUCUGGUCAACGACAAAGCAUUCCUGCAAGACUUGCAGAAAGUGAAGCAGGAAAACAAGAUGCGGCUGUGCGAGUACCUGCACAAGCUGACGGGCAUCAAGCUCAACCCAUCGUCCAUAUUCGACAUGCAAGUGAAGCGUAUCCACGAGUACAAGCGACAGCUGCUCAACUGCCUGCACAUCAUCUGCCUGUACAACCGCAUCAAGGCAAACCCCUCGGCGCCCUUCGUGCCACGUACCAUCAUGAUUGGUGGAAAGGCGGCUCCGGGCUACUACAUAGCAAAGCAGAUCAUCAAGCUGAUUAUCGCGGUGGCCAAUGUGGUGAAUCACGACCCUGUGGUUGGGGACAAGCUUAAGGUGAUCUUCCUGGAGAACUACCGUGUCAGCCUGGCCGAGAAGAUCAUCCCGGCCGCCGACCUCAGCGAACAGAUCUCCACUGCCGGCACAGAGGCUUCAGGCACCGGAAACAUGAAGUUCAUGCUGAACGGUGCUUUGACCAUUGGCACCCUGGACGGUGCUAAUGUUGAGAUGCAAGAAGAAAUGGGCCCAGAGAACAUCUUCAUCUUUGGAAUGACCGAGCCAGAAGUUGAAGACCUCAAGAAGAGGGGCUACAAUGCCUGGGACUAUUACAACAAGCUGCCAGAAGCGAAGAAGGCCAUCGACCAGAUCAGCAGUGGUUUCUUCAGCCCAACUAAUCCAAGCCUCUUCCAUGACCUCACCAACAUGCUGCUCAACCAUGACAGGUUCUGCCACUUGGCCGACUUCGAGUCGUACAUGAAGUGCCAGGAGCGGGUCUCGGCCAUGUACACGAACCAGGAGGAGUGGACUAAGAUGGCACUGCUCAACAUCGCCUCGUCGGGCAAGUUCUCGAGCGACCGCACCAUCUGCGAGUACGCCCGCGAGAUCUGGGGCGUUGAGCCCUCCUGGGAGAAGCAGCCCGCACCCCACGAGUCCAAGGGCGAUGACGAGAAGAAUUAAAAAAGAUGGUGGCCACACGUGGGACUUCGGCAAAGGGGGCCCUACUGCCCAUCAACUGCAAGCACGAGCUGUUGCUUCUUAUACCAACCAACAACCCGCCGACAUCAAUGCUGAACUGUCCAUCUAACCACUGCGGUUCUUAGUCCCUAGGCAUUGAGGCUCUGUUCCAUAGAACUAAGAAAGAAAAAAAAGAAAGAAAGAAGAAAGAAAAUACUGGCCUCAUAAAGAAGAAGCCCCCACCAUAAAAACUUCAUUUUGUUGCUGUAUUCUUAGCAUUACUUAAACAAGACAGAGUUUCACCGGAAGCUGGAGACUUGAAGUGAUCAACAGAGGACAAACAAUUACUGUCUCUGGAAUCAACAUUUCGUUCAUCAACAGGUGGCCUUGAUGAGGACAAGGAAGUCCCUUGAUGAAUUGUUUGCUCCAGAGCCAUCCCUUGUCUGUUGAUCACAAGCGUGUGUUGGUGUUAUAAAUUGUUAAGCUGCUUUUUGAGAAGGUUGCGUACAAUUUGAAAGUCUUGUGGGAUGUGACAGAUCUGGAAACUUAAAAUGUAGUCAAUGCUGUAAGUGAAAGGAUUUGCUGAUGCAAGUCUAAAGGAUCAGAGCGAUGGCUUAAUUAGCAGUCCUUCAUGUAAGUGAAACUGCGUACAUGGGAGCGCCGUGUCAUCUGUAACCAUUUGUUUGGCUUCGACAAGGGUUGCAAUGUGGCUCUACUUUAAGGAUUAUGGGAGAAAGGUUAUACAUGAAAGGGCUCAAGCUGAUUUUGCUAAAGUUCUGCUGUGUUGCGUUAGUUGUUCUCUUGAAUAAUUUUCAGUCCCUUUAAAAUGUUCAGAAGUGACGCUUUAGCAUUGGCAUACUACAAACAGCUCAUAGCUUUUGGCAUUAAAGUGUGUGGCCCUAAAAAGGGCUUCAGGCUAGGUAGUCAAGUAACACUGUUGUCAGACUAUUCUCUGAAGCCAGAACAGUCCAGUCCUGUAGACCAUAAGUGAGGCACUGCUUUAGUGUGCAGUGGGACUAGUGUCAUUUGCCUGAUUAGAGAAUCGGUGAUCGUAAGCUUUAUUGUAUUUAGUAUAUAGGAUAGUUCAGCUUCUUUGUACAGGCUAUCAUCACAAUCUUCAGUCGGUCUGAAGCAAGAAGAGUGUAGUGGUCAAGACUGGUUACUGGCUGGGGUGGGGAAAUAUGUGGAAUAAUUAAGGUUUGCAGAACACAACUUCACACACACAUAAGAACGACUUGCAAGCUGAGAGAGCUAUUGGUCUCAAUGAAUGAAGCGUGCUGUAAUGCUUCGAAAGUUCGGUUGAAGCUGUAAGAGCAUUUCUAUGAAUAUUUCCAAGCCCAACAUGUGCAUAAGAUUAUCGAUAUGGAAAGUUUGCUCACUGCUACCUAUUGUAAUAUCCUGAGUCAUCAACCACGCUACUCAAAACGCAUAACUCGCCCUCCAAGAAAGGGAAGUCCUCAUUACGUUAAGGGCUGAAAAAGUCCCAUCUUUUGAGUGUUGACAUAUGCUGGCCACAACCAACAAUGAAAGUGUCAUAAAUAUUUGCCAGAAACAUCCUAGAAUGCUUUUGUUGGCGCCCGAUCAAAAGGCUUUCUUGAAGCUGUAUUUGCAGGAGCUUUGAACAAGUAACUGGCGACUUAGUGAUUGGUUUUUGUGGGUGCCAGUCACUAGUUUUGAUAGCAUGGUACUGUACGUGUGGCUCUGCAAAAAGCACAGAAAAGGUGAAAAAGAAUUUAGGAAAUGGGCAACCUAUCAAGGAUGUGGGACUACUUGGGAUAUUUCGGUAGGCUUAAUUUUUUUUCAUUCUUGCACAAUUGCAUACAUUGCAAUGUGGCAGCGACAUUCUGCUUGCAAUAGGGAACAUUGCACCGGAAUUGCAAUGUCGCAUCAAUCAUGUGGUGCAGCUCUUGGCACUUGGAGAGGUGGGAAAGAGGUUGCUAGUAUUAGCAAUUGUGGAGUUACUUAUUACAUUGAUCAUGUAAGCUCAGUAUUCUUUCUGGGUAUUUCGCCAUGCUUUCUGCAUUCCGAAUAAUUAUUAGAAAGGGAGAACUUGUAAAGCUGUCACAUCGAAAGUGUUUUGAUGACCGUCUUUGAACUGCAGAACAAUCCCAGUGUCUAUUACACAGACACUCUGUGAUGGACACAGACAGCUUUCACGUCUUGAGAUGCAAGCCGAAGCGAAUGUUUUUGAUUUGCGGGCAGUCGCCUAUAGCCUCGGAACACCAGUCCCACACAUAGCCUUGUUGAAGGAGACACGCUCGCAUCAGUUUCCCUACAAAACUGCGAUUCCUCCAUGGAUGACGGGUUGAUGGUCUCUGCCAUCUUGAAAGUGUACUGCAAACUGCCUAUAUGUGAUCCUAGUUGUCUGCCAUUGUGUUUCUAGAGAAGACUGCUUUUUGUAACUCUUGAAAGCUUGUGACGUCCAACUUGUUUUUAAUGCAAUUUACCCAUUUUCUUUCUUCCUUUGCCACUGCUGUUAUUUAAGAGGAAGCUUUAGCUCGGGCCCAACUCCGACGCGGCCUAUUCAAAUACAUGUAAAACGCAAAAACGUUUUUAUGAGAUAACCCCUGGACCGAUUUUGAUGAAAUUCGUUGCAUUUGAAAGAGAAAGUUAAAUUCUAGUGACUGUUGGAAGCGGAAUUUCGAUUUAGGGCUUGAAUUUUCUUAAAUCGAUUUUCAAAUAUUUGACCGUUUGAAAAAAAUGGAAGCACGAAGUUUACAAAUUCAUAGCUCUGCAUCAAGAACUGAUAUCACGGUUCUGUAAACGGCAUCCAUUAGAUCAUUCAAAGCGGACAAAUUCAAUAUGUCAUUUUACAUCUUACGUGAAUUUGUUACGUCGGUUACAACGGUUUUGCAAAAGUUGUAUUUCCCUAUGAUUAAAUAUUUUUGAUAUUCAUGUGUAACACAUCAAUUUUGUCCGCUUUAGAUGUACUAUUAGAUGCAAUUCACAGAAUUGUAUUAUCAUGUUUAGUGGUUGAGUUACAGAGUCGUAAACUUGAUAGUUUCGUUUUUUGAAAAUGUUCGAUUUUUGGCAAUUUUUAAUAAAAAAUUCACGACCUAACUCAAAAAUUCGAGACCAACAGUCACUAGAUUUUAAGUUUGUCUUUUAAAUGCAACAAACCUCGUCAAAUUUGCUGCGGUGGUUGCCGAGAAAAACGAAUUCUCCUUUUACAUGUAUUUAGAUAGGAGCACUCGAGCUAAAGCUUCCUCUUAAGCACUGUUAUCUUCUUUCAGACAACUCGCCUAUUUUUGUUGUUGUUGAUUUGCCACUUGCGUGGAGUGUUAUGUGUUGCAUGUCGUUCACAUCCUUUACCUAGGUAGCAAUAAAUUUUUUGAAGUCUUUCACUGUAGCCUCCAUAUUGCCCCAAAAUGGCUGAAGCUGUGCUCUUUCUUGCCAAAAGGACGGCCGUGGUUCCUGAAUGGUUCUUCCCCAUUUCCUGCCAUGGCUCAGAACCUCUAAAUAUAUGCCAGCUGCUUUAUUCUAAGGCAGUCAUGGUCAGAGACAUUUUGGGUAAAUAGUGAAGAACGGAAAAAAUGUAUCAGUGUUUGGUGCAAGCAUUGCAAACUGUUCCUGUUUAAGUAUGUGUUGUAGUUAUUGCGGCGUGCUGCACUCAUGUCAAAUGUGGCAGUCGCACAAAUAUCCACGAUAAUGAUUAAAGACAUGUUGAAACCUUGAA